Molecule: messenger RNA, 1237 nt
Organism: Paramecium sonneborni
Lineage: Eukaryota; Ciliophora; Oligohymenophorea; Peniculida; Parameciidae
Source: the annotation of a GenBank genome assembly
AAUUAUUUCAACAAAAUUUUAAUAAAAAUGGAUGAUGAAUUUGGUUAUGAUAAAGUGAGAUUUACAAAUUACAAAGAUGAUAUUUUUGAUUGUCCAAUAUGUUCAUGUGUAGCUAGACUUCCAAAAGAUUGUAGUUCAUGUGGAACAGUAUUUUGCGGUCCUUGUGUAGAUUCAUGGUUGAAAAAAUAAUCGUAAUACUUAUAUUAAAUUAUUUAGAGAGUGCAUUAAUAGAUGUCCAAAAGGCUCAACGAUUAAAAAUAUUUAAAAAUCUCUUUAAAAAAUUUAUGAUGAUCUCGAAAUUAAAUGUAAUCUUAUUAUUAGAUAAAUAGGCUCCCAUUGUUAAAAAGCAUUUAAGAUUGCAGAUCUUGAUAAACAUGAGCUUCACUGUAAAUUACCAAAAUGUACAAAUUAUGAAAUUUGUGGGAAUACGAUAGGGUCAACAAAUGAAUUUGAAAAUUUAUAAGUAAAUGUAUUAAAUAUAUUUAGGUUUGUGAUCAUGUAUGUAUGAUAUUGAAUAAAAUUAGAUAAAUUAAGAAUAAAUAAGAUCUCUAUUAAUGUUUAAAAUAAUAUGUUAAAGAAAAAUAGCCAGCCUAAUUAGUUUAAGGUAAAAUAAUGAUUUACUUUAGGUGUUCCUUUGGUCUUGAAUCAAGAUUAAGGAAAUUCAAAUAUUCCUGUAUUUAGAUGGGAUAGAUAGAGAAUGGGAACUGGAAUAACAUCUUCUGAUGGUGACACAAAAAUAUUUUUAAAAGAAUAAGCCUACAUGUUUAGAACAGCAGUGGCUACUUAUGGCUUUGAAAAAGGUAUUGGAUACUGGGAAAUUGAAGCAGAUGAUAAAACAGAAAAUGAAUUAAAAAUUGGAGUGUCUACUUGUAGAGACUUUAAUUAUAAUACCGCAUUUUGUGAUUUUGAAUUUGGAUGGGCUUAUUAUGGAUUAGCAUAAGUAUCAAAUAUCAUUUAUUUAUCAUAGUUGCGUCAUAACAGCAAUGCUACUGGACCCUCUUUUGGAAAAAGAUUUAAAAAAGAAGGAGUUUUAGGUGUUUGUUUAAAUAUGAAUAAUGGAACUCUAAAAUUUAGUUUAAAUGGAGAGUUUAUGGGAACAGCAUAUACCGAUGAAAAAUUAAAGCAAGGACCUAUAUACCCAGCUGUUUCAUUACUUCAUUGUGCAGGAUGCAAAUUAAUAACUGGAAAGCCUGUUCCAGAAAUAUUCUUGAAUUGAUUUAUAAAAAUUAUGUGUAAC